Molecule: messenger RNA, 2477 nt
Organism: Klebsormidium nitens
Lineage: Eukaryota; Viridiplantae; Streptophyta; Klebsormidiophyceae; Klebsormidiales; Klebsormidiaceae
Source: the annotation of a GenBank genome assembly
UGACGGUUUUCUAGGUACGCUAGAAAUCUAGAUCCCAGCUGAGAGCAAGCCUACAAGUUCAGGCAUUUCCUGAGGAGAAGCAGCACCUUUUCUUCUUGCCGCCACUGGCGCGUUUUCUGCAGCCUGAAUCCAGCUUGUGGAUGGGCCAAGGAGGUCCAUCUUUUGUACCAAAGUGCCCGUGGCCGUCGUCUCAAUCAACAGCCUCUUGGGUUAGUGUAAGUUCCUCCAGUCCUGCGCCAAGCAUAAUAUCUGCGCUUGCUUUUUGCAAGAGGACAGCCGCUAAAAUCCCGUAAGUUUUCGAGAUCUUGCAUUUUAAGGUGGGCCCCCGCAGGUUUUUCAACAUGUUGUCGUCGGACGACAGCGACUUCCGGUUUAGCACCGGGUUGCAGAACCAUGAUGAGAAGAAGUCCCUUAUCAAGGAGCACUCGCUGGCGCUCAGCGAUAGCAAGCUUCCACGCCCUUCAAACCUCCCCCCGUUCUCUCUUGAUGGCCCUGACAAGAACGUUGGCAAGAGCCCGAGAAAGAUCAUCACAAAGAGCCCCAGCAGGGCUCGGAUGAUGCCGGGGAUGAGCAGAAUUCCGAGCAGCAACAGUCCAAAGGGGUGGAGCUUUGACGAUUUCGAACAUGAGUACAAUGCGCAGCAGCACUCCCCCGAUCUCCGGCCACUGUCGACCCCUAGAACGCCAGCCCUCUCCCCUAGAAGCUCCUUUAGCAAUCUGCCGCUGAUGUCCGGAAUGCAGCACCCCAUGGUCCAAGAAGCGGAGGACCUCUUGCACAAGUCACUGAUAUACUUCAGGGGCAAGCCAAUUGGGACGAUCGCGGCCAUCCAGGACGGGACUGAAGAGGCUCUCAAUUACAAUCAGGUUUUCGUGCGGGACUUCGUGCCUUCAGCACUAGCGUUUUUGAUGAAAGGCGAGCCUGAGAUUGUCCGGAACUUCUUGAUGAAGACGCUGCGGCUGCAAGCAUGGGAGAAGAGGAUAGACUGCUUUACUCUCGGGGAGGGGGUCAUGCCGGCCAGCUUCAAAGUGCUCCACGACCCUGUCCGGAACACUGACACAAUGAUUGCUGACUUUGGGGAAAGUGCGAUCGGACGAGUAGCCCCAGUGGAUUCCGGGUUCUGGUGGAUCAUUCUGCUGCGAGCAUACGGACGAGCGACGGGGGAUCACACGCUUGCAGACCAUCCAGACAUCCAGCGGGGGAUUAUCCUCAUUCUCCAGCUGUGUCUGGCGGACGGGUUUGACACGUUCCCGACGUUGCUGUGUGCGGACGGCUGCUGUAUGAUUGACCGGCGGAUGGGGAUUUACGGGUAUCCGAUCGAGAUCCAGGCGCUGUUCUACCAUGCAUUGAGGUGCGCCAAGCAGAUGCUGAAGCCGGAGGGGGAGGGCAAGGACUUUCUGGAGCGGGUAGACAAGCGGCUGUACGCGCUGACGUUCCACAUGCGCAACUACUUCUGGCUGGACCACUCCAGCCUGAACAACAUCUACAGGUACAAGACGGAGGAGUACUCUGAGACCGCGGUGAACAAGUUCAACGUCAUCCCCGACUCCAUCCCCGACUGGGUCAUGGACUUCAUGCCGCGCAAGGGCGGUUACUUCAUUGGGAACGUGUCCCCCGCGCGCAUGGACUUCCGGUGGUUCGCCAUCGGCAACUGCAUGGCCAUUAUCUCGUCGCUCGCCACCACGGAGCAGGCCAACAUGAUCAUGGAUCUGAUCGAGGCGCGCUGGGACGAGUUAGUCGGGGAGAUGCCCAUGAAGGCGACGUACCCGGCGCUAGAAGGGCACGAGUGGCGGCUCAUCACGGGGUGCGACCCGAAGAACACGCGGUGGUCGUACCACAACGGCGGCUCGUGGCCGGUCAUCUCCUGGAUGCUGACGGCGGCGGCGAUCAAGGUGGGGCGGCCGCACGUGGCCAAGAAAGCGGUGGAUCUGCUCGAGGAGGUGCUCGGGAAGGACGGCUGGCCCGAGUACUACGACGGAAAGUCGGGCCAGUUCAUCGGCAAGCAAGCCCGCAAGAACCAGACAUGGUCCGUGACCGGAUACUUGGUGGCCAAAAUGCUCCUGGAGGACCCCAGCCAUUUGGGCCUCAUCAGCCUAGAAGAGGACAAGAAGGCGGCGAAGCCUCAACUCACGCGCUCAGUCUCCUGGAACGGGUUUAUGAAUCUUUGAGACUAAAUGUGCGGCGAGGAUCUGUGUACGCCUUGUUGACCUACUGCCACAUGCACCGCACCAGAACUGUAGGGUUAGUAUCGAGAGAGUUGAGAUAUUCAAACGUGCAUUACUUCUGAACUUCAAUAAGCUCCAACAGGAGGUCUCAAUAAUCAGGGUGAUGCUUAACCCAGGUCAAGCGCGAGAGGAAGCGUUGGAAGUAGGUACUCGCGCGCUGGACUUGCUUCACAGUGCUGGGUCGUUCUCAGCUAGGUCGGCUGUUUGUGCAUUAACCGCUCAAAGGUCGAGUGUCAAUGUUACCUUCUCAAACUG